CCACGCCCGAAAGGCUGAUAAAAUGCAAUUAAUUGUUUUGGCAGCGGGGCGAAUAGCAAGCAGCAUUACAAUUUAAAGCAUAUCGAGCAUAAUGCUAAAAUCACACAAUGAAGCGUCGUUAUACAAUUACGCUAUAAAAUAAAUAUUUAAUGGUUGGCAACAUACAUUUGAAAAGUACAUAAAACAAAGUGUUAUUCAUUGCAACUUCCCACCGACAGCAGAUGGUAUUUGAUCGAUCCAGCGAUGAGAGCGCCAUGAAUACGCCGAGCAUGAAUGCCAAUAUGAAUAUGAGCAUCAGCAUGAAUGGGAGCACAUAUAUUGACCAGCCGUAAGAGCCAACAUAUAUGUAUGUAUGCAUGUAUGUAUGUACGACGCCAUCGUUGAUGAUGAUAACAAUAAAAUAUGAAAAUUCAAAAAAUGCAAAUUGUCAAAAUCUGAGGGUGCACAAUAAAAUCGACCAUAAAGAAUAGCAAAUCAACAGCGGACGCUAAACAACGAUAACAUACACACAGUCGACACCAAUAUCAGCCAAUAGCAAGGCAACAACAACUCCAGCAACAACAACAAAGAACAAGCAAAUCAACUCUGGCCGGUGGCAAUGGCCGAGCCGGAGCCAAAUCCCGCACAGCAUCUGCAAUGGCAGCGCUGCCAGCAUCCUGCUCUGGAUCGACCACAGCUACAGCAGCAACCUAGCAAAUGUCGGCACGUGCACAACGAGUGCUCCUGGGGCCAUGGCUGGAGCAGAGUCGCCUGGCUGCUGGCUGCUGUGUGCCUGCUGACGCGGCCCGUCAUGCCGGAAGUUAUUUAUCGAGUUGAUCCUUUGGCCCUGCUGGCGGCCACCUUGCGGACGUACCAGCGUGCCGGAUGCGAUUCAGAACAGCUGUCACUCAGCUGUCCACGUGGCACUAGCAUUUCCAUAGAGCUGGCCCAGUACGGGCGAGCGGGCGAUUUAUCCGACCACAGCUUGUGUCCGCCUGUGUCGCAGGAGGACCUCACCACGACCGGAAGUGCCGGCGAUGCUGUCAUCCACAGCGGCACAGAAAUCGAAGUCAAACCGCCGGAAACGUGUACCGUAAGCGGAUUACAGUACGCCCUGCUGCAGACUGUGGUGGAUGCCUGCCAAAAGAAGAGGCACUGCAAGUUCGCUGCGAAUUCCAAAACGCACACAAGCACCGAUCCCUGCUCGGGCAUUCGAAAAUUCGUCGAGAUUGCCUACAAAUGCCGUCCAUACGAAUUCCGGAGCAAGUUGGCCUGCGAGAAUGACAACAUGCCGCUGAUGUGCAAUCCAUACUCACGCAUCGCCAUCUACAGCGCUUCCUUUGGCCACACGGAGCGAGAGACUGUGCAGUGCGGUGGCCCGGGGACUCCGCCCGGCACCGUGCGGAUCAAUCGGGAGGAGAAUAGCCAGCCCACCUGCCUUGUGUCCUAUGCCACCGAAACUGUCAUGCAAAUCUGUCAUGGACGGCGGCGCUGCUCGGUGGCCGCAGACGCCGGCACUUUUGGACGUCCCUGCAAGGCCGAUGUGCGCAUGUAUCUGAAAGUCGUAUACACAUGCAUACCCCGCAAAGUCCUCAAGGAUCGCUAUGAGACAGCGGCGGAGGCGGACGAGCCGCAGCAAACGGACUUGGACCAGGACCAGGAUGAGCUAUAUGACGAGGAUCAGUUCUACAAGGAGUCGGAGGCGAUUCCACCGGCACCCAAGCUGCAGGGCGCCAACGUGGGUCGUUCCUUUGACUUUGACACCAACAACGUCGGAGAAGAGGCAACGAGCACACUUCUGCCCCCGUUGCUAUCGCGCAACGAUGGCUCGUUAGAAGAGCGUCUGCAGGCAUCAGUGCGACUGUUGAACCGCAUAAAAAUGUCAUUCAACAAACAAUUGGUAACUGAGUCGGCUCCAACCACAACAGUGGCCAGUGAGCACAUCAGCACAACCACCGAGGGGGCUUCAAUUAUAGAUAAUGAGGAUAGCACCAUUGAGUUGGCGACCGAAGGCUCGGACAUCGGUGCCGGGACCGAGACCGCCAAUACAAAAUGGAGCUAUGAGAAGGGCAACUACUUCUACCGUCGCAAGUGCCAGAUGGUGGAUGAUUGGGGUACAAUAGGUUUGAACUGCACCGAAGAGGACAUCGUCACUGAACGUGUCGAAGUGGUUGGUUUCUUGGCAAAUUGGCUGCACACCUAUCUGCACAUUCGAAAGCACCAGGAACAGUUUUACCUGUAUCUAAUCAUAUCGGUGACAGCGGGCGUUCUCCUGUGCCUAACGCUUGUCAUCGGCCGACUCACCCUGCAGCGUCGGGGCAGCCGUUUGAAGAGGAGCUCCAGUGUCAGUGGCGUGGCGAAAAACUUUGCAGAAACUCCAAUCGAUGGCACAGGUGGAAGCGGCGCUGCUGGCGGAGGGGCUGGCGGUAAUUUCCAACAGAUGGCAACAGGUGAAACCCAUCUGGGCGACACUUUCGGUGACGACAUCUCCGACAUCGAUGUCGACGUUGACUUAACAGCUCCGAUGCCACUGUCUAGUCUAUCAUCACGGAACGAGACCUCCUACAUGACAUACGCACCAACGCCCAACUGUAGCUACGCUGGCUUAACGGGCGCUCAACCACAUUCGCAUCCACUGCCAGUGCAACAUCCACAUCCACAUCCACAUCCAUCCUCAACGGCAACCAGUGUGCUGAUGGCACCGCACACGCAGCCCAACAUUUACACCAGCAUGGGCCAUCCAGCUGUGAGCGGAGCAAUGACCAUAGGUCCUCACAUGCUGGGCCCCUCAAGCUUGGGCGGCGUUUCGCCGGCUUAUCUGAGUGGCACCAUCAUGGUGCCCGGACACCAACACACGCACGGCGGCACCCUGCGUCGCACUCUAAUACCAACCAGCAUGGGCCUGAUGAGUGCGCCCUCGCCGCCGCCGGCGAUGCUGGGCACAGGAGGCGGCAUGGCGCUGCCGCCGCACUCGAUGCCCGCCACCAGCGGCAGCGGCGUCUACUACGAUAGCACGGUGCCACGCAGUCUGGCGCGCGGCAUGUCCACGGAGAGCGGCGGGCAGUAUUUCCUGGGAUGACACUCGCUCAACCGCAAGGCUUCACUGCCCGUCGCCAUUGCGGUGCGUCCUCAGCCGCACUUGAACUUUAACAUGCUGCCAAUGUCGGCGACUGUGGGCUUGGGCUCGCCCUUGGUGACGGAGUCCAGUGGCAGCCGAGCGGGCACGCCCACCAAUGCUAAUGGUAACAAAACGG
This is a messenger RNA of Drosophila navojoa, 3233 nucleotides long. RefSeq lists its product as uncharacterized. Gene Ontology annotation, molecular function: carbohydrate binding. Lineage: Eukaryota; Metazoa; Arthropoda; Insecta; Diptera; Drosophilidae. The record is from RefSeq and is a predicted model, not a curated record.